AUGGUUAAGGAGUUAGGCUAUGAUGGUAUAGUGUUAUAUCACUAUGAGCUUCCCAACUCUGCUUCUGUAGAGAAGCUUAUGUCUGAUGAAGAUGUUCUGAAAAUAUGUGAAUGUGUGCCAGGAGUAAGGGAGAUAGAUAUAUUUUUGACACAGUUGGCUGAUGACCCUUAUACCUUUUUAAAACACAAAGAGAUGGAACUACAAAUGGUGGAAGGUUCUAGGGUCCAAAAACAGAGGUCAGUCGUGAUUGAGGAUAUAGGAUGUGCUGAUUCUAUUCCUCUUGUUCCUUAUGUAAGGGUAAAGGCUACUGCAAAGGAUAAAACACUGAAGAUAGUGGAGCAAGAACCAGUGGAGGAUGUUGAGGAUUUUUCAGAACCUGAGGCACCAAAGAAUGUAAAGGGUAAAACAGUGGGUGAGGCAGCAAAGAAGGGAAAGGCUGCAAGGUGUAGUAUGGAUAAGGAAGUGGCUGACCCUGAGCCACCAAAGAGUGUAAGGGCUACAAGGUCUUCAAAGGGUAAAGAUGUGGCUGAACCUGAGGCACCAAAGAGGGCAAAGGCUACAAGGUCUUCAAAGGGUAAAGGUGUGGCAAUGGCAACUGCAACAUAUGGGGAAGAUAGUGAUGCAUCCUUAUCAGAUGCAUCUACUUUUGUUGACAGUGAGUGGGGGGGGGGGGGGGGGGGGGGGGAAGAGAUAGCUGAGGAAACCAUAUUUUUGCAACAGUGGAUUGCAGACCAUUCCCUAGUUGAAGAUACUUUUCAGCCUCUUGAAGAUGAAGAGAUAAAUGAGGGUGAAGGUGGUGCUGUAAAUGAGGGUGGUGUUGUUAAUGAGGGUGAAGGUCCAAGUGGGGACCAACCUUUACAUGCUGGUCCAAGUGGGGACCACCCUUCACAAGCUGGCCCAAGUAGGGAUCACCCUUCACAGACUGGUCAAAAUGAAGACCAACCUUCACAGACUGGUCAAAAUAGGGAGCAGCCUUCUCGGACUACGGAUUUUCACCACACAAAUCUUGAAGACACCAGAUUGAAAGAGGGGGAUCAAGCAGUGGAGGAUGAGUUAAGAAGUGUUCAUUCAUAUGAAGAUGAUGAAACAGUUGCAACGGAGAAAAAAUUCAAACACUACAACCAUGAAACAGACAAGCAAAAUCCUGUUUUUGAUACUGGAAUGAUAUUCGUGAAUAUUGCUUGUUGA
Molecule: messenger RNA, 1188 nt
Organism: Prunus armeniaca (apricot)
Lineage: Eukaryota; Viridiplantae; Streptophyta; Magnoliopsida; Rosales; Rosaceae
Source: the annotation of a GenBank genome assembly